UUAAUCUCAGCUCUGCUAUAUAAAAACGAUCUUCAGCCAACUCUCUCUGUUUUCAGCAUCAUCUUCUUCAACCAAGCUAAGCAAGGAAAACCUUAGUAGUAUGGGGAGAGGGAAGAUUGAGAUAAAGAGGAUUGAUAGCAUUACCAAUAGGCAAGUGACGUUCUCCAAGAGAAGAGGAGGGCUUCUGAAGAAAGCUCAUGAGCUCGCUGUUCUUACAGAUGCCCGUGUAGGCGUUAUGAUCUUCUCUGCUAGUGGCAGGCUCUAUCAAUACAACAGCCCUGGUGAAAGCAUGGAAAGAAUCAUAGAAGACUAUCUUAAAGUUCACCAUAUCCAGUUGGAGGACCUUAACAGCCACCAGCUACUUCAGUUCGAGCUAGCAAAAAUAAAGCAGGACACACAUGUGCUUCAGGCGAGCAUUAGGCAGUUUACUGGGGAAGACUUGACUGGCCUAACCAUUAAUGAUCUUAACCUGUUAGAAGAGCAGCUUGAUUACUCUGUUUCUAAGAUUCGGACACGCAAGCAUGAACUCCUCCAUCAACAACUCGAGAACCUCCGCCGAAAGGAGCACAUAUUAGCAGACCAGAACACCUGCUUAUACAGAUCUGUAAUGGAGAUGGAGCAGGAGCGGCAGAUGGAAGAGGAACAUAAGUUAAGGGAAAUGAGUCUUCUAGAACCCUUCGGUCAUUUUCUAGAAGAUUCUAGAAGCAUGCUUCAGCUGGGCCCACAAACACUUCCAUUUCAGCUGCAGCCUACCCAGCCUAAUCUGCAGUACUCUGAACUCCAUGGCCAUGGACUGCAGCUCUGGUAA
This is a messenger RNA of Phalaenopsis equestris, 808 nucleotides long. RefSeq names its product MADS-box protein ZMM17-like. Lineage: Eukaryota; Viridiplantae; Streptophyta; Magnoliopsida; Asparagales; Orchidaceae. Gene Ontology annotation, cellular component: nucleus. Gene Ontology annotation, molecular function: RNA polymerase II cis-regulatory region sequence-specific DNA binding; protein dimerization activity; DNA-binding transcription factor activity, RNA polymerase II-specific. Gene Ontology annotation, biological process: positive regulation of transcription by RNA polymerase II. The coding region runs from base 101 to 808 and encodes 235 amino acids. The transcript has 7 exons. The record is from RefSeq and is a predicted model, not a curated record.